Molecule: messenger RNA, 3536 nt
Organism: Carcharodon carcharias (great white shark)
Lineage: Eukaryota; Metazoa; Chordata; Chondrichthyes; Lamniformes; Lamnidae
Product: alpha-1,3-mannosyl-glycoprotein 4-beta-N-acetylglucosaminyltransferase C-like
Exons: 4
Coding region: 427-1836 (469 amino acids)
Biological process (GO): protein N-linked glycosylation
Molecular function (GO): acetylglucosaminyltransferase activity
Source: RefSeq, a predicted model, not a curated record
GUGUGUGGGGAGUAUAUUAAAUCUAAUUAAGUGUAGUAAUUGAUACACUCCUCUAACCUAGGAUGUGGAAUGAAUGACGGCUCUAUCUACCUAUACUACUGGGAAAGUUUUUUUUAAAAAAUCCGCCCACUGUGCCCACAUGUUUUGCACUCACUCAGAAGAAUGCAGAUUCCGCCCAGGAUUAUGCACGGCAAUUAAACUACAAGCUGCUGACUGGAACUACGAAGGAAAUGCAACGCCUUCAGAUGACUUUGCAACACAUACAACAGUGAACUCGAAGUGUUUCAGUCGCCCGACUGUAAUUUAUUCCUAGGUGGACGACUCCGACCCAAAGCCCUUUUGUUUGCCGCUGAUCUGCGCCUGGCCACCCAGAGUGAGACUGAAAACAGCCCUGACUCAUGAUCAACUUGGAAAGAUUUUGCUGCAAUGAGAUGCUACUGGAAACGAUCAGUGACUACAGUUGGUUCCUUCCUGUUUCUUUGUCUUUUCAUGUACCUCUGUAUGAAGGAUGAAGAAGGGAGUGCACUGGAAGAAGAAGAAAGGAGAUUGGCAAAAGAAAUAGCUGUGCAACAGCUGUAUUCAGAGAGGAAUGCGCAGAGCUUCAGGGAGCUGAUCAACUUUUCCGCACCUAUUAAUGUCACCUAUCAAUACUUAGCAGGUUAUCCUUUACUAAAAAAGAAAUACCUUACAGUUGGACUGUCCUCUGUGAAACGAAAACGGGGGAAUUACCUGCUUGAAACACUUAAAUCCAUUUUUGAACACUCGACUAAUGAAGAGCUCACAGAGAUGGUGGUGGUCGUACACCUGGCAGACUUUGACAUGGCUUGGAAUGCACAAGUGGUUCAGGACAUUUCCAGAAAAUUUGCUCACCAUAUCAUUUCGGGUCACUUGGUCAUUAUUCAUGCACCCAAAUUGUACUAUCCACCUCUACAAGGUCUGAAACGAAAUUAUAAUGACCCAGCUGAUCGUGUGACUUUCAGGUCAAAACAGAAUGUUGACUAUGCUUUCCUGCUCAAUUUCUGUGCAAAUUUAUCAGAUUAUUACCUAAUGUUGGAAGAUGAUGUUCAAUGUGCCCGGUCUUUCUUAACUGCAAUUAAGAAAGUCCUUGCUUCAAAGGAGGGAUCCUAUUGGGUGACUUUGGAGUUUUCCAAGUUGGGUUAUAUUGGAAAACUUUACCAUUCGACUGACCUUCCAAGAUUGGCCCAUUUUCUACUGAUGUUUUACCAAGAGAUGCCAUGUGACUGGUUACUAGCUCAUUUCCGAGGCCUUCUCACCCAAAAAGAUGUCAUCCGCUUUAAGCCUUCCCUAUUUCAGCACAUUGGAUAUUAUUCCUCUUUCAGAGGAACAGAAAAUAGGUUAAAGGAUGAUGACUUUGAAGAGGAUUUCUUUGAUAUUCCUGACAACCCGCCAGCGACGAUCUACACAAGUCUCAAAGUGUUUGAGAACUAUGAACCCAGCAAAGCUUACAGUAAUGGUGAUGAGUACUUUUGGGGAAAAUCACCCUCCACUGGAGACUACUUCACCAUUGUUUUCCUAAAGCCAAUGAAUGUUACCAGAAUCCACAUAGUCACUGGCUCAGAGGAUCGGCAUAAUGAUAUUCUUCAUUCUGGGAUCCUUGAAAUUGGAAAGAAUCCAAAAGCGACCCAGAAGAGUAAAGAUUGCUCAGAGUAUGUUAAACUAAAUGAGUUCCAAAAAGGAUUGUGUGAUAAAAAAGAUAUCAGUUCAAUCAUUGAUUUCAGUGCAGACUGUGUGCGAAUAUAUAUAACAAAUAGUCAAAAAGACUGGUUAAUUAUUAGAAGCAUCAGUAUUUGGGCAAAGCACAGCAACCAACUAUGACAAAAUAUACCCUCUACUCAGUUUUCUUCCUUCCGUUCCUCCAUGACAUUUACUGGAACAUAAUUUCAUGGCCUGUAUCUUACCAAAGUGGUUACGUUUUAUGGGUGAGCCUAAGCAGUGAAUGUUGUCAGCCUGUUCAACUAAGGAAUGCCACAGCCGAGCUCCUCUAACUCCAAUUGCAUAUAAAAUUUUAGGAGUGUUUGGUAGAUAGUUUUGAAACCAAAACUUUGUUUUUAAAGCAACAAGGAAAUUUAUUAGAGGGUGUCAGUUUUGUGAUACUAAUUAGAGCUGAAUUCUUGCAAAUUAACUUUUUUCUGAUGUAUAAAAACUUUUAUACAAUGAAAAUUGUUCCAGAAGACUGCUCGAGAAGUUUUUGAAUACCAGGCGACUUGCAGCCAACCAACAUUCCAUAUCAAAUGGUUUAGUCCUCAGCACAACAGUUAGUUAUUUUAAUUUAAAACGUCUAUUUGUUGUGUGCCUGUUGGAUGCCAUACGUUUUCUGUUCAUAAGCCACCAUUGCAGUAUGACCCUUUGCCCCAGAAUUAAACGGUCAGACCAUAGGUGCCCAUUGAAUGCCAUGACAUUUAAACUUAACACAUACCCUCCAUUUCUGCACAGUGGUUGAUUAGCAAUCUGAUUGGGAAUGAAAAGAAAGGGCCAGGACAAGAUCAUAAUGAUAGGGGCCAAGUUAUAAGUGAAAUUUAGGGAUCAUUUGAAAUUUUACAGAAGUACUCUCAAAAUAUUGUGCAUAUCUGAUCACCACCUUCCGUCACCAACUAUUAAUAAGCACUGUGAGAAUGUAGCAUAUAUGUGGAAAUAUUGUAAAAUCAGAAGUCUAGAUUGCUGAUCAAUAGUGUCUCGUGUUCAAAACAAAUACGGAUGAGACAACCAGGACUUGCUUUCCCCCUUCCCCCAGCCCCCAUGACCAACUAGAGUUAAAAUCUCUAGUCAUUCAGACUCCGUUCUCUAAAAGGUGAAGGUUUGGACACUCUGGUACAGGUACAAUCCACUUUGGGAAUGCAACAGACUGGCAGGUUGAGUCUUUCACCACCAAAGCUCGCUUGUGUUGUCCAAACAGGAAUAGCUGGCCACAAGGAUUGUCCCCAAUGCUGUGGGCUGAAUUUUCUCUUCGAAGUGGGAAACCAGAGUUGGGUCUGUUUCUGUGUCCUGAACCUACCCCCAGGGAGAAACAGUCAAUGACCUGGGUCCUCUCUUAAUUGACGUGGAGACAGGUUUGCUGCCCAUUUAAAGGUGACAGGUGGUCCCUUGAAGCUGGGGAGCCACUCGAGGGCCUUCCAGCUUAAGAGGAGCGGCAGGCUGCAGUAGAGGGUAAGUAACUGAGAGGGCGCUUCAGCAAAAAGGUCCCCUCACCAACAUUUUUGAAAGUUAAAGUAAAAUACAGAAAAAGCAGCCAGGCCACCACUGUCGGUGGGGGCUUCAGAGAGGGCGCUUCAGCAAAAAGGUCCCCUCACCAACAUUUUUGAAAGUUAAAGUAAAAUACAGAAAAAGCAGCCAGGCCACCACUGUCGGUGGGGGAUUCCCUCUAGAUGGCAGCCUUUGGUUGCACCCUCACCAAGGAAGACAGGGAGGGCAUGUAAAAUCAUCUUGAGCAUUGGCACCUGGCCUGCCACUGGCUGUCCACUGCCAGGUAGUUAAAGUGCACCCCAACCUUCCCCCAGCACCGCCCCACCACCACCACC